This is a messenger RNA of Capra hircus (goat), 3678 nucleotides long. RefSeq names its product eukaryotic translation initiation factor 3 subunit B (gene EIF3B). NCBI's taxonomy places the organism in Eukaryota, Metazoa, Chordata, Mammalia, Artiodactyla, Bovidae. Gene Ontology annotation, cellular component: eukaryotic translation initiation factor 3 complex. The transcript has 19 exons. Gene Ontology annotation, biological process: translational initiation. The record is from RefSeq and is a predicted model, not a curated record. Bases 36 to 2402 code for a protein of 788 amino acids. Gene Ontology annotation, molecular function: translation initiation factor activity; RNA binding; translation initiation factor binding.
CGCGGCGAGACCGGGCGAGGCGGCAGCGCGGGGCCAUGCAGGACGCGGAGAACGUGGCGGCGCCCGAGGCGGCCGAGCAGCGCGCCGAGCCGGGGCCGGAGCAGCCGGCCGCCGAGCCGUCGCCGGGGGCGGAGGUGGCGCGGCCCGGCGUGCAGGAGGCGGCGGGCGGCGAGGACGCGGAGGCGGAGGCCGCGCCCGGGCCUGAGCGGCCGGCCGAGCCCGCGGCCGACGGGGACGAGAGGGCCGACGCGACCCCCGGCGCCACCCCGCCGCCGCCCGAGGAGUCCUCUGCCCCGCUGGCAGGCGAGGCCCGGGCGGAGCAGGCGCAGGACGCGGCGGCCGAGGCCGGGUCCGAGGGGGCGGGCGGGGAGCCGGACGGCGCGGCGGAGGACGGCGGCGCGGACGAGCCCUCCUUCAGCGACCCCGAGGACUUCGUGGACGACGUGAGCGAGGAAGAGUUACUGGGGGAUGUGCUCAAAGACCGGCCGCAGGAAGCAGAUGGAAUUGAUUCCGUGAUUGUGGUCGACAAUGUGCCUCAGGUGGGGCCCGACCGCCUGGAGAAACUCAAAAACGUCAUCCAUAAGAUCUUCUCCAAGUUUGGGAAAAUCACAAACGAUUUCUAUCCAGAGGAGGACGGAAGGACAAAAGGGUAUAUUUUCCUGGAAUACGCUUCCCCCGCCCACGCGUUGGACGCUGUGAAGAAUGCUGAUGGCUACAAGCUCGACAAGCAGCACACGUUCAGGGUCAACCUCUUCACUGAUUUUGACAAGUACAUGACCAUCAGUGAUGAAUGGGAUAUUCCAGAGAAGCAACCUUUCAAAGACCUGGGAAACCUGCGCUACUGGCUUGAAGAGGCUGAGUGCAGAGAUCAGUACAGCGUGAUCUUCGAGAGCGGGGACCGCACUUCCAUAUUCUGGAAUGAUGUGAAGGACCCGGUCUCCAUCGAGGAGAGAGCGCGAUGGACAGAGACAUACGUGCGCUGGUCUCCUAAGGGCACCUACCUGGCCACCUUUCACCAGCGAGGCAUUGCUCUGUGGGGGGGAGAGAAAUUCAAACAGAUUCAGAGAUUCAGCCACCAAGGGGUUCAGCUUAUCGAUUUCUCACCUUGUGAAAGGUACCUGGUGACCUUCAGCCCCCUGAUGGACACUCAGGAUGACCCUCAGGCCAUCAUCAUCUGGGACAUCCUCACCGGGCAGAAGAAGAGAGGUUUCCACUGUGAGAGCUCAGCCCACUGGCCUAUCUUUAAGUGGAGCCACGAUGGUAAAUUUUUUGCCAGAAUGACGCUCGAUACUCUGAGUAUCUAUGAAACUCCUUCGAUGGGCCUCUUGGACAAGAAGAGCUUGAAGAUCUCCGGCAUAAAAGAUUUUUCUUGGUCCCCCGGUGGUAACAUAAUAGCCUUUUGGGUGCCUGAAGAUAAAGAUAUUCCGGCCAGGGUAACCCUGAUGCAGCUGCCCACCAGACAAGAGAUCAGAGUCAGGAACCUCUUCAACGUUGUGGACUGCAAGCUGCACUGGCAGAAGAACGGGGACUACUUGUGUGUGAAAGUAGACAGGACUCCCAAAGGCACCCAGGGUGUUGUCACAAAUUUUGAAAUUUUCCGAAUGAGAGAAAAACAGGUGCCUGUUGACGUGGUCGAGAUGAAAGAAACCAUCAUUGCCUUCGCUUGGGAGCCGAACGGAAGUAAGUUUGCUGUGCUGCACGGGGAGGCGCCUCGGAUAUCGGUCUCCUUCUAUCACGUGAAGAGCAACGGGAAGAUUGAGCUCAUCAAGAUGUUCGACAAGCAGCAGGCCAACACCAUCUUCUGGAGCCCCCAGGGGCAGUUCGUCGUGCUGGCUGGCCUGCGGAGCAUGAACGGCGCCCUGGCGUUUGUCGACACCUCGGACUGCACGGUCAUGAACAUCGCUGAGCACUACAUGGCCUCCGACGUGGAGUGGGACCCCACUGGGCGCUACGUCGUCACCUCCGUGUCCUGGUGGAGCCACAAGGUGGACAACGCCUACUGGCUGUGGACCUUCCAAGGCCGCCUUCUGCAGAAGAACAGCAAGGACCGCUUCUGCCAGCUGCUCUGGAGGCCUCGGCCCCCCACGCUCCUGAGCCAGGAUCAGAUCAAGCAAAUUAAAAAGGAUCUGAAGAAAUACUCCAAGAUCUUUGAACAGAAGGAUCGUUUGAGCCAGUCCAAAGCCUCAAAGGAGUUAGUGGAGAGAAGACGGACCAUGAUGGAGGAUUUCCGGAAAUACCGGAAAAUGGCUCAGGAGCUCUACAUGGAGCAGAAAAAUGCGCGGCUAGAGUUACGAGGAGGCGUGGACACCGACGAGCUGGACAGCAACGUAGACGACUGGGAGGAGGAGACCAUCGAGUUCUUCGUCACCGAAGAGAUUAUUCCCCUUGGCAAUCAGGAGUGAUCCGGGAGCACUGUGUCGCGCGCUGUGCUGGGCCGAGCUCGCCCUUUGCAGAAAGCCUGCACGCCCCGAGUUUCCGCCUGUGCUCUGUUGCUCUGGCCCGAGGCUGCGCCUGGAAGUCGCCAUCUCCACACGUCGCUGUGCCUUUCAGCCCCCGGCGUCUACUGCAGCGGAGGCGUGGCGGCGCUGCCCCUGGGGGACCCCACGCGCCACAGACGGUGCCUGCACAGCCACUCGGGCCCCUCAGGCUCCCUGGCUGACAGCAGGGGAGCCGCUCGGGGCACCAGUGCGCCCCCUGCCAUUCAGGUUGUGACAGGUUCUCUCAACAGGCUGAACGCGGAAAUAAAGCAAAUGUGUGUGAAAAAGCCGUCUCUCUCCUCUUUGAACGUAGACAGCGGCCGUGACCUGGGUGCCUCUUCUGUCUGCAGCUGCAGUAGCAGCUGCCUUGGGCCCGUGGCCAGCACUGCACUCGAGGGCCGCCAGCCCCCCGGGGUCCACUCCUCCUCAGCUGAGCUCUGGGAGGUGGUGCCUCAACCCAGACAGUUUCUUCUUCCUGUUUCGCUUCCUGCGCUUGCCAGCCCACCUGAUGAGAAGGAGCCCUUUAGCCUUUUCCUCAGUCACGCAGGUGUGAAGACUUACACUGUCAGUUGUCACGGGGUCCUGUUUGAAUGUCUAACUCUCCCCUCCCAGGAGGGGCUGAGCAAAUCCAUGUAACUCGCCCGUUGUCACUGCAGUGUCUUGCUGUCCUUGGUGCCUUGUGAAACGGCAGUUCUUCCGCAUCUGUCUUUCUCCCAGAACCUGAAGUUUAGUUUAAAAGGCAGUGAAGCCUGGAAUUCACAGCCGUGACCGGUACUGUGUGCAGACCUAAGACACCCUGGGGGGCCAGGGACAGGCAGCCGUCGGCCCCGUGGCUCAGCUGGCUGGCGCGAAGUGGUCCCUAGCCCACCGGAACCCCAGGGGCCCCCAGGCUGGCAGGCCGCCCGCCCCCGCCUGGCCUCCCCCGUGCGCCAGGCGCUGCAGGCUCCUCUCCAGAGCCCAUGCUUUCUCCGAGCGCCGCUGCCUCCAGCUCCUCACCCCUCUGAGAAUCACCGUGGUUCUUGUGUCCCGUCCUGUUCCUCAGGCCUCGCUGUGUCCUAAUUUCAUGGCCCUAGGAAGGAACACGCACACGGUUCUAUCAUUUUAACAGAUUUUUAACAGCUUUUAAAUAACUAAGUUUUCACUGUUUUAAACUGGCUAGUUGUAACUUUUACAUAGUUUGUGAAUAAAGAUUUCUUAAGCA